Molecule: messenger RNA, 2725 nt
Organism: Sebastes umbrosus (honeycomb rockfish)
Lineage: Eukaryota; Metazoa; Chordata; Actinopteri; Perciformes; Sebastidae
Gene: hhipl2
Product: HHIP-like 2
Exons: 9
Coding region: 1-2424 (807 amino acids)
Source: RefSeq, a predicted model, not a curated record
AUGUUGCUGGUUCCGGUCCAGCCAGCAGCAGCUCAUCCUCAGUGUCUGGACUUCGAGCCUCCUUUUAAACCUUCGUGGCAUCUGGAGUUCUGCUCUCAGUACGAGCAGUUCGGCUGCUGCGACCAGAAGACGGACAACUCGGUGGCGGAGAGAUACUGGGACAUUAUCGACCAGCUGGAGACAGCAGGUCAGGAGCUCUGUGCAGACAUGCUGAAGGAAGUCAUGUGCCAGGAGUGCUCUCCAUAUGCCGCCCACCUCUAUGAUGCUGAGGACCCCUACACACCUGUCAGAGAGCUACCUGGCCUUUGCUUUGGCUACUGCUCCAAGUUUCACGGCAAAUGCCGCCACGUGGUUAAAUAUUUAACUGAGAACCGGCUGCUGCAGGACAUGUCUCAGCGAGACGCGUCCACGUUCUGCAGCCUGGUCAACCUGUCCGACCAGGACUACUGCUACCCCAACGUUUUGAAGAGCCCUGACCUCAACAGCAACCUGGGACAGGUGGCGGAGGACCCCAAAGGGUGUCUCCAGGUGUGCCUGACAGAGGUGGCCAACAACCUCAGGAACCCCGUGUUGAUGCUCCACAGCGGCGACGGCACACAUCGCAUGUUCAUCGCCGAGCAGGUGGGCUUCGUGUGGGUUUACCUGCGUGACGGCAGCCGGCUGGAGCAGCCCUUCCUCGACAUGACCGGGGAGGUGAUGACCACGCCCUGGCUGGGGGACGAGAGGGGCUUCCUGGGCAUGGCCUUCCACCCCAAGUACCGGGACAACGGACGCUUCUUCAUUUACUACUCUAUCCAGUUCAACAGUAAGCUGGAGAAGGUCAGAGUCAGUGAGAUGAAGGUGUCGGCCUACGAUAUGAACACGGCUGAUCCGUACUCUGAGAGGGCCAUUCUGGAGAUCGAGGAGCCGGCUGCGAACCACAACGGAGGCCAGCUGCUGUUUGGUCUCGACGGAUAUUUGUACAUCUUUACUGGAGACGGUGGGAAAGCUGGAGAUCCAUUUGGGAAGUACGGCAAUGCACAAAACAAGAGUGCUCUGUUGGGAAAAGUACUCCGCAUUGAUGUAGAUGGAGGUGACCCUGCCGGGAAGCAGUACAGGAUCCCCUCUGAUAACCCGUUCCUCCGUGACCCAGAAGCCCGGCCAGAGGUGUACGCAUAUGGGGUCAGAAACAUGUGGCGAUGCUCUGUGGACCGCGGAGACCCGGCCAGUCGCUACGGCAGGGGCAGGAUAUUCUGUGGAGACGUGGGUCAAAACCGCUACGAGGAAAUUGACAUUAUUGUGAAGGGAGGAAACUAUGGAUGGAGAGCCAAAGAGGGCUUUGAGUGCUAUGACAUCAAACUGUGCCACAACUCCUCCUUGGAUGACAUCCUCCCUAUAUUUGCAUACAGCCAUCAUGUUGGGAAGUCUGUGACAGGUGGAUAUGUGUACAGAGGAUGUGAAUCACCCAAUCUGAACGGCUUGUACAUUUUUGGAGACUUUAUGAGUGGUCGGAUCAUGGCGUUAGAGGAAGAGAAGACGACGGGAAUCUGGAAGGAGAGGAGUUUGUGCAUGGGUGAAACAAAGACGUGCUCGUUUCCUGGACUCAUCAAUCAUCACCACAAGUACAUCAUCUCGUUUGCUGAAGAUGAAGCAGGGGAACUAUAUUUUUUGGCCACUUCGUACCCCAGCGCCAUGUCUCCUCAUGGAACAGUUUUCAAAUUCAUGGACCCGUCCAGGAGAGCUCCUCCAGGGAAAUGUAAGCAGAAGCCGCUGCCUGUCAAAGUGAGGGGGAAAAAGGUUCCUUUUGUGCCGAGGGAAUUGACUGUGCUGGACACCAAUGAAAAGCCUACGAGACCUCCACCAAGAAAAUUCAAACUCACCACCAAACCAGCGGUGACGGGGAGCCACGUCACCACGACAACGACUGCAGCCAGCGUGACGACGACGACCACGACGACAAGAACCGCUGUGAAGCCGAAAUGGAAAUCACUUGAUAAGAAAGCAAUGAAGACAAAUAAGUUGAAACCUUGGAAGAAAAACAAAGUGCUGAACAAGCAGUCGUCUAAAGUACAAACGAUUAAGAAGAACACUUUGAGACAGAAACCUAAAGAACAAUCCAAAAAGACCACUGUGAUGAAGCCAGUCACAGACAAAGUGAAACCAAACACCAAACAAACUGUCAAAGCUGGUUUAAAAAGUAACGCCCUGAAGAAAAACAACAGCCUGAAAGACGGCAAAAACCACACAAGGAAGGUUCCCCUGAGGAAAACUGCACUGCAGCCGAUCGGACAAGAGAGAAACAGCAUAAAGUUGAAAGAACCUGCAAAACAAUAUCAAGCCUUCAUGAACAAAACGAAGACGAACUGGAAUGUGAAAACGAACAGGACGAUGCAAACCAAGUUUCAGGUAAAAAGAAAGCAAGCAAAAAAAGCCAAAGCACUUUAAAAUAUGUAUUUUUGUUAUACUGAGUUUGUAUAUUUUUGUUUGUGAUACAAUCAGUGUUUAAUGUCAUGUUUUAAAGGAAUAGUUUGCUUAUUUGCUUUGCCAAGAGUUAGAUGAGAAGAUUGAUACCCCUCUUUUAGUUUAUAUAUAAGGUCAAUCUUCUCAUCUAACGCUCAGCCAGAUCAUGAAUAAGCGUAUUUUCUACAAUGUUGAACUUUUCCUUUAAAGUACAAAAGCACAGCUGUUUUGCACGCAAUUAUGCAUGUAGGGCACAACACUGUUUCCUUUAUCUUUUAUUUUUUGA